This is a messenger RNA of Cynoglossus semilaevis (tongue sole), 8204 nucleotides long. RefSeq names its product neurexin 1a (gene nrxn1a). The record is from RefSeq and is a predicted model, not a curated record. Lineage: Eukaryota; Metazoa; Chordata; Actinopteri; Pleuronectiformes; Cynoglossidae. The transcript is spliced from 27 exons. The coding region runs from base 1317 to 5783 and encodes 1488 amino acids.
CAUACAGUAUACAAACACAUUUAUUUAGUCAUGGUUUGUGUGUCGUUUUGUGUCGCGUGACUGCGUGGGAGGGAAGAAGAAAAGAAAAAGAGACAUUAUUUCCAUGUUUUCCUUUUCAUCAGACCAAAACCACUGCCGCCCCCACUUUACUGAAUCUGCUGCCUCCCGUUACACCUGAUCCUGCAGAGGUUAAGGCCACCGUGGCUGUCACUCACGAAUUUAAUCAUUCCGAUCUUCUCAGGUUCUUCAGCUUUAUUUUCUGCGUCCGGUAAUUGCGUUUUCUGAUUCGUGCGGGGCGAUGAGUGUACGCUGUCCAAGGUGCUGCAGCAGCGCGGCCCCGCCUAUCCUCUCCAACUCCUUCAACACAUCCCUCUCUCUCUCCUCACACACGCGCGCACGUCUGACCACGUGACUUUCCCUAUGCCGAGUCUCGGAGAGCAUCAGACUGCACCUUUUCCUUCUCAAGAGAGCGGAGAGCGAGGAGAGAGAGACAUUGGCUCACACAGAGACGGUGUCAGAGAAGGAGAGAUAGAGAAGGGGAUAGAGAGAGAGAGAGCGGCUCUGACCAACACCCGGCUGCUCUCUCGCGACUUCUACGUUCUUACAAAUGGGAAGGGAAAUCGAUGGUUCGAGCGCCGCACUGAUGCCACGGGACCACAGGACGUGCCUGAGGUCGCUGGAGAGAGUGAUGACGCGGCAGUAAGACACACACAAACCUUCCCCUUUCGCACAUAGCCACACACACGCACAGACACAUAUUUGCCCACACGCACUUUUUAUUCUUGCCCUACUAAGACCUGGAGGAAGGGGAGAAAAUACGGCUAUGACGGUGUCAUUUCUCUCCAUUACCAGUGUGUGAGGCACACGCUUACACUCUGCAGGGAGUUCUCUGCACAGGGGAUAAGGCCCUAUCUGGGGCACAAAGAUGAAGUUCACUUUCCAUCCAUCAUGCAUCUAGCACUCACACAGAUGCUCACACCAGUAGAAUACACCUGGACUCUGUCAUCAAUAAAGGACUGAAUGGACAGACUAGACUUUAAGGGGACACAUACAGCAGACCAAGGUCCAUAAAGUUGCCCCAAAUGUGCUGAAAAGCCAGAGAGAGCCGUUGUUGUAGGACCUUUUAUCUCAACUGGACCUGUACCACAGAAGUUCUACAGAGCUCCACCAAGAAAGACGCUUCCACCUGUAACAUCUCAAAAGUGUUCUGCCGCUCAUCCUACAGUUGUCACCAUGAGCUGUAGGCUACAGAGAACAGCCAAGCUCUAGCUUCUGUCUCAUCUUCUGUGUGUGUGUGAGUGAGAGUGAGUGUGUGUAUGAGUGUGAUGGCGGUGUGUGUUUGGGCAGCAGCCCCACUGCUCUUCUUGGGGCUGUGCCUGUGCAGUGUGGGGGGCCAUGCCCAAGGGGAGGUCCUAGAGUUUGGAGGAGUUUCCAGCCAGUGGGGACGAUUCCCUGUGUGGAACGCCUGCUGUGAGAGUGUCCUGAGCUUCAGCCUGCGGACUCACAGCCAGGAGGGCCUCCUGCUCUACCUGGAUGACGAGGGCUUCUGUGACUUCCUGGAGCUGCUGCUUCUCCAUGGCCACCUGCGCCUGCGUUUCUCCAUCUUCUGCGCCGAGCCAGCUGAGCUGCAGUCAGGCGUGGCGGUGAGUGACGGGAGGUGGCAUGCAGUACGUGUCAAGAGGGACUGGAGGAACACCUCUUUAGAGGUGGAUGGACGACUGGAGGGUUGGGCAGAAGUUAAGAGCAAGAGAAGAGACAUGACUGUGUUUAGCCACACCUACAUGGGCGGGUUAACGCCAGAGCUUCACACCUCACCUUUGCGUCUCACCUCGCCUUCGGUGCGAGAACAUCCUGCCUUCCGUGGCUGGAUCACGGGAGUGAGCAUCAAUGGGUCGCUAGUGAUGCUGGAUGGCUCAGAGGGCAUCACAGUGACAUCUGGCUGCGGGCCAGACCACCAGUGCCAGAACGGAGGGGUGUGCAACUUGGUCAACGACCAAGCCAUCUGUGACUGCUCCGACACAGGGUACCAAGGCAAUGACUGCAGUGAAGAGUUCAGCUACACUCCAGGUCUGGCACACCUGAUGAUUGGCGACCAAGGAAAACCUGCAGCUCGGGAGGACUAUGUUGCCACUUUCAAGGGCUCUGAGUACUUCUGCUAUGACCUGUCUCCUAACCCGAUCCAAUCUAGCAGCGAUGAAAUCACGCUGUCUUUUAAAACACUGCAGCGCAACGGUUUGAUGCUACACACGGGCAAGUCAGCCGACUACGUCAACCUGGCACUGAAGAACGGCGCCGUAUCACUGGUCAUCAAUCUCGGUUCAGGAGCCUUUGAGGCCUUGGUGGAACCGGUCAACGGCAAAUUCAACGACAACGCGUGGCACGAUGUCAAGGUCACCCGCAACCUGAGACAGCACUCAGGCAUUGGACACGCUAUGGUGACGAUCUCUGUGGACGGCAUCCUGACCACCACAGGCUACACGCAGGAGGACUACACCAUGCUGGGCUCUGAUGAUUUCUUCUACGUGGGAGGAAGCCCCAGCACGGCUGAUCUGCCCGGUUCUCCAGUCAGCAAUAACUUCAUGGGCUGCCUCAAAGAGGUUAUUUACAAGAAUAAUGACGUACGGCUGGAGCUGUCAAGACUGGCUAAACAAGGAGACCCCAAGAUGAAGGUCAGUGGAGUGGUGUCCUUUAAGUGUGAGAGUGUUGCCACACUGGACCCAGUGACCUUUGACACCCCAGAGUCUUAUGUUGCGCUGAGUAAGUGGACAGCAAAGAAGGCGGGUUCCAUCUCAUUUGACUUCCGGACCACGGAGCCCAAUGGGUUGAUGCUUUUUAGCCACGGCAAACCUCGACAACAGCAACGCAAGGACCCUCGAACACCACCCACAGUCAAGGUGGACUUCUUUGCCAUUGAGAUGUUGGAUGGACACCUUUAUCUGCUAUUGGACAUGGGGUCAGGGACCACCAAAACCAAGGCUAUUGACAGAAAAGUCAAUGACGGAGAAUGGUAUCACGUGGACUUUCAAAGGGACGGACGCUCAGGAACAAUCUCGGUGAACAGUGUAAGAACAGCGUACACGGCUCCAGGAGACAGUGAGAUCCUGGACCUCGAUGACAUCUUGUACCUUGGCGGUCUACCUGAGGACCGUGUCGGACUCAUCUUCCCUACUGAGGUCUGGACAGCGCUCUUGAACUAUGGUUAUGUGGGCUGCAUUAGAGACCUGUUUGUGGAUGGGCAGAGCAAAGACAUCCGGAGACUAGCCGAGGCCCAGAGGGCAGUUGGGGUAAAGCCCUCGUGCUCCAGAGAGGCACCAAAGCAGUGCCUUUCAAACCCCUGCCAGCACAACGGCAUUUGCAGGGAAGGAUGGAAUCGAUAUGUGUGCGACUGCUCUGGGACAGGCUACCUGGGACGCUCCUGUGAGAGAGAUGCGACUAUCCUGUCCUACGACGGCAGCAAGUUUAUGAAAGUGCAGCUGCCUGUGGUGAUGCAUACUGAGGCAGAGGACGUCUCGUUACGCUUUCGCUCCCAGCGGGCAUAUGGAGUUCUCAUGGCAACGACAUCCCGUAACUCUGCCGACACCCUUCGUCUGGAGCUGGAUGGUGGACGUGUCCGACUCACGGUUAACUUAGACUGUAUCAGGAUAAACUGUACAGCCAGUAAAGGCCCAGAGACCAUCUUUGCUGGGUCAAACCUCAAUGAUAAUGAGUGGCACACAGUGAGAGUAGUUCGUCGUGGCAAGAGCCUGAAACUCACCGUUGACGAUCUGCAGCCUGCUGAAGGUCAGAUGGCAGGUGACCACACCCAGUUGGAAUUCCACAAUGUGGAGACAGGAAUUGUCACAGAGAAGCGCUUCAUACCGGCUGUGCCCUCCAAUUUUAUCGGCCACCUUCAGGGCCUAGCGCUAAACGGCAUGCCCUACAUCGACCUGUGCAAGAACGGCGACAUUGACUACUGCGAGCUCAAUGCUGUCAUUGGCUACAAAAGUAUCGUGGCUGACCCCGUCACCUUCCGAUCACGAUCCAGUUUUGUCACGCUGCCUACACUCCAGGCAUACUACUCCAUGCAUCUCUUCAUGCAGUUCAAGACAACGUCCCCUGAUGGCCUUAUUCUGUUUAACAGAGGAGAUGGCAAUGACUUCAUUGUAGUAGAGCUUGUCAAAGGCUACCUACAUUACAUAUCUGACCUGGGCAAUGGGGCACAUCUGAUUAAGGGUAACUCUAACAGUCCUUUGAAUGACAACCACUGGCACAAUGUGCACAUAUCCCGAGACACUAACAAUCUUCACACCGUCAAGAUCGACACCAAAGUCACCACACAGACCACCACGGGGGCCAAGAACCUCGAUCUAAAAGGUGACUUGUACAUUGGGGGCGUUUCUAAAGAGAUGUACAGAGACCUGCCGAAGCUGGUCCACUCCCGUGAAGGAUUCCAGGGUUGCCUGGCAACAGUAGAUUUGAAUGGCAAGCUCCCUGACCUUUUGGCCGAUGCCUUAGCGACCAUGGGACAGGUGGAGAGAGGCUGUGAAGGUCCCAGCACCACCUGUCAGGAAGACUCUUGCUCAAAUCAAGGAGUUUGCCUGCAGCAGUGGGAGGGCUUCACCUGCGACUGCAGCAUGACUUCAUACGCUGGGCCACUAUGCAAUGAUGCUGGAACCACCUAUAUUUUUGGGCGCGAUGGCGGUGUGGUAAUUUACACGUGGCCACCCAACGAACGACCCAGCACCAGGGCGGACCGGCUAGCCCUUGGGUUCAGCACCCAGCAGAAACAUGCCAUUCUGCUCAGGGUGGACAGCGCAUCUGGUCUGGGAGACUACCUUCAGCUGCAGAUAGACAAAGGCAACAUUAGAGUAGUGUUUAAUGUUGGUACUGACGACAUCAACAUCGAGGAGAGCUCCAAGUUUGUCAACGACGGGAAGUACCACAUAAUUCGCUUCACACGCAGCGGAGGCAAUGCAACCCUCCAACUUGAUGACCUACCAGUCAUAGAGCGCUAUCCCUCAGGCAACAUUGAUAACGAGCGCCUGGCCAUCGCCAGACAGCGAAUCCCCUAUCGGCUCGGUCGAGUAGUUGACGAUUGGCUACUCGACAAAGGCCGCCAGCUGACAAUCUUCAACAGCCAGACAACGGUGCGCGUCGGUGGAGGGGAGCGCAGUGCAGGCAUGUUCCAGGGGCAGCUCUCUGGACUAUACUACAAUGGUCUCCGCAUCCUCAACAUGGCCGCUGAGGGACAUCCACAUAUUAAAGUAGAGGGCAGCGCACGGUUGGUUGGCGACAUGCCGUCUUCCUCCAUAACACCACAGUCCAGUGCUGCAGCUGGAGGCAACCGCUCUGACUCCGCCCCCUCCAAUAAUGAUAUCACUACCACCACAGCCACCAACCGGAAACAGGGUGCCACCCAGCAGUCAGCGGAUGACCUGCUGGUGGCGUCAGCCGAGUGUCCCAGUGAUGAUGAAGAUAUUGAACCCUGUGACCCUAGUUCAGCUCGACCUCCACUGCCAGAGGUGAAGGUUUUCCCCGGUCCAUCAGAAGUGGUGCGGGAAAGCAGCAGCACCACAGGCAUGGUGGUGGGCAUUGUCGCAGCCGCCGCUCUUUGCAUCCUCAUCCUCCUCUAUGCCAUGUACAAGUAUCGCAACCGAGACGAAGGCUCCUAUCACGUGGACGAGAGCCGCAACUACAUCAGCAACUCUGCAACGCAGCCUAAUGGUAGUGCCAAGGACAAGCCGCUGGGCAUUGCCAAAAUUUCCAAAAACAAGAAGAACAAAGACAAGGAGUACUAUGUGUGAGGCAGAAGACGCCUAACACAGACAUAUCCGCAUACACCUUUAUAUAUAACGGUAUAUGUACAUAAAUAGAUAUAUUCUCAAAAAAAAAAAAAACACACACAUGCACACGGACAUAGACAUGCUGAUGUUAAAUGUUUACUCUCCAAUAAUCAUACCUGCACACAUUCUGGCAAGCACAAACAUUUACACACUCAAGCACAUACACAGAACAUUGAAGCACACAAAUACACACACAGGCGCUGGGACAUGGACCUACACUGUACAGUAUUUACCAAUGAGCCAGGCUUCUGACAGUGGCUUGUUUUGUGAACACAAACACCAUUCCAAAUAAUUUAAAAACAAGUCCUGUUAUGAACCAAUCCAGGGCCAGUCAGAAAAAAAGACAGAUUAGUUCCCUGCCACAACACCUUUCCAGACUGACUCUGGGAGGUUGAGGACAACUGUGAUUGAAAGAAAAUGCAGACGGACAGUGUUAAUAUUGAGAGUACAAAAACAAGGAUGGUGUGAUCUACAAGCAACCAGAAAAGCACCAAGUGUCUCUUCCAAGCUUCUUGGCCUUCCUCCCUACUCACAGACGGGAAUCAUUGAAGCACUGAGGUUGCUGAAGAAACAAGCACACUGUUGGCCCAAGUCUAAUUUCAAGCACCAGGACAGGAAAAACAGGGUGUAGCCAUAGGGGCAGUGAUUUACAAGUGAAAAGGCAGAGGGAAGGUUUGGUGCCGUUAAUCUCAUAAAUGGGCUGCGGUUGUUAAAGAGAGAGCUGUUUUAUGGCGGCCUGUAAAUCAAAGGUGGAAUCAGCAGAAAACUGAAAUAUUUUUCUGGACAGGAUACUUGAGACUUCAGAUGCUACCUACAGACACCAGUCAUGCAUGACUGUAGUGUCUCUCUCUCUCUUUCUCUCUCUCUCUCACACACACACACAAACACAAACACAGUACACGCAGAUGCAUACAACUUAUUAAUCUACACAAGCAGACCAAUCUGCAGUGCUAAAGAUCCACCAUUUCUUCAUGACUGAUUCUGAAGACUAUACAAGAAGACAAUGGUGAAAAUGAAAAAGACCAUUAUGAUUAUUAUUAUGGCAAUGAUAUUGACGAAUAUGAAGAACAUUUUGGGAGUGGGGGGGGGGGUCUUAUUGCACGUGAACUAUCUUACUCCGUGUGAUUUUACAGCGUUGAAACUUCAAGACGUUACACCAUGAAGCACCAUCAUCAUAAACUUACCACCUUGGCUUGAAGUAUUUCUGAAUAAACGCACCUCUAUUGGUUUUCAAUGUGAGAUUCAACGAUGGUUUAACCCCUAAAUCAAUUGUCAGUUUAUACCCUUAUUAACAAAUGUGAGCAUUUCGAGUGUGCUGCAUGCCUGAGUCUCUGAGCUUUGCUGUGGAGUGGUGGCGUGACCCACUAUGUCCAAAGGUGGUAUGUUUGUUUGUUGGAGGAGGUGUAAGAAAGAAAGGGUGACGUGGGUCCAGCGCAACACCUGGAUGUGUUCGCCCACCUCAGGAUAUGUCCUGUUUUGUAGCCUGGCAUCUAAUGGGCUACCCUCACCAUACCCGCUCUAAGAAACCACCUUUUAUAGCAAAAACCCAGCGGAGGAUGAAAAAAAAAAGUCAAAAAUAGAUCAAAGUAAAUGUUACCAUGUGUUGCUAAUAGAUAGAAAAUCCAGUUCAUGAUGCCACUGGCCAUGACAACUUGAGUUGCAAUUUUAUUGGUUCUUCCUUUUCUCUCUCUAGUUCGCACUCUCUCUCUCUCUCUCUCUCUCUCUCUCUAUCUCUCUCUUUCUCUCUUUCUGUCUUUCUCUGUCUGACCCUCUCUUAGCAUUUUUUUGUCUUCAUGCUUUUGGUUAAACAAUUUUUCGAAAGACAUGACACAGUCACCAAAGGCCAGAAAGAUGGUUUUAAAAAUGUAUCUCUUGGUGUACUUUUGCAGCAUCUGAGCCUUCAACAGUUCAAGAAUUGUAGCCCCGUAAUGUAUCAACGCAAAGAGUGCCAUGACAUGACUAAUCCAGUUAUUUCCUCCAGUCAUUGUAACCAGUCAGAUGCAUGCCAAAAGGACAUGGGCGACAGACAUCAAAAAGGUCUUUUGUGAGAUUUCACAGUAUAAUGUCAAAAUAACUGACCUAACUCUCUCCAUCCUUAACUGGCCUUUUUGACCUCAUUGUUAUCCUUCACUUCCACUAAGUCUAUCGCUAAGUUUCUCCCUUGCUCUGUUGUUUUGCCAUCGGAAACAAAGGAGGUGUCUCGACCAAUAGGAUUUUACAUCUAGGUAUUCAUUAACCAUGUUUUUUUUCUAUAUGUACAAAUUUUCUACAGUAUUUACUUUUUAUUUUUAUUGUUACUGUUCUUUGAUGAACAUAAAGUGGAAAUUUAUUAUAAAAAAUAGUUUUGAAGAUUAAUGAGUAAAUAAAAUAUUACCCAAGUGA